CCUACAGGCCUUGGAGCCCGUGAGGCGGAGCCGAGCUGAACCGGAGUGUGAGGCGCACCCUGUCGGGAAACUGGCAUGGCGCCGCCCCAGCGGUCUCGGGUCCUUCGGUGCUGCAGCUGCCGCCUCUUCCAGGCGCAUCAGGUGAAAAGGAGUCUUAAGUGGACAUGCAAGGCUUGUGGUGAGAAGCAGUCCUUCUUAAGGGAUUAUGGUGAGGGCUCUGGUGCUGACUGCAGACACCAUGUUCAAAAACUAAAUCUGCUGCUGGGCCAGGCUUCUGAGCUGUCCCUCAGGAAAGGAAGCAUGAGUACAGCACACCCUCCACAUGGCCUGAAUGAUGACACCGAAGUCACUGUGGAAUCACAGGCUGACACCAGUGAACCUGGUCCUCUUUGGAUAGACCAGCCCGGCCCAGCCCCAGUCCCAGCCCCUUCUAAGUGGACACAAUUUCUCCUGUUGCCUGGAAACAGCUCCCAGAUGGACAUGGACCCACCAUCAUCCAUACAGAGGGGACCCAGGCCAGUAAGUCCAGCACAGGCCAAGUCCCCUGAGGAAGGCCGCUUCUGUGGGCCCACCACGCCACCUCAGGCCACACCAGGCCACGCCAGGCCCUGGGGGGAGACCCCAGGGCCAGCCUGGGUCACAGGGACCUCUUGGGCUGGGUGUGGGCCUGGAGCACAAGGGCCUUUACAGACCCCACCCAUGCAGUGGAGCAGCCUCUUUACCACCGGGGAGGACUUCGAUGAUGAUCUGUGAGGCAAGACAGCUGCACACCAAGG
Molecule: messenger RNA, 776 nt
Organism: Octodon degus (degu)
Lineage: Eukaryota; Metazoa; Chordata; Mammalia; Rodentia; Octodontidae
Gene: Mrnip
Product: MRN complex interacting protein
Exons: 5
Coding region: 76-753 (225 amino acids)
Biological process (GO): mitotic G2 DNA damage checkpoint signaling
Cellular component (GO): nucleus
Molecular function (GO): chromatin binding
Source: RefSeq, a predicted model, not a curated record